Aplosporella prunicola CBS 121167 is the source of this 264-nucleotide messenger RNA. RefSeq lists its product as uncharacterized. The transcript has a single exon. NCBI's taxonomy places the organism in Eukaryota, Fungi, Ascomycota, Dothideomycetes, Botryosphaeriales, Aplosporellaceae. The annotation marks the transcript as partial. The record is from RefSeq and is a predicted model, not a curated record.
ACCACCCACAGGACCCUUAGCACAACCCCCCGCCGUCUCCUAAAAGAAGACGCCGACCGCACCCCCGAGCAAGCCGAAGCAGCCAAGCAGUCGCAGCUCGAGAAGCAGAAGCGCGGACAGGGCCAUUGGCACGAAGAGCUGGCCAGCGCGGGCGAGUCCAGCGUCAAGGCCGACCAAGACGCGCACAAGGUCAGCGAUCACAAGCAGCACAUGCAGGAGCUGCAGCGGGCGGGCAAGGAGAAGGGCGAGAAGGGAGAGUUGUAA